Molecule: messenger RNA, 1632 nt
Organism: Linum tenue
Lineage: Eukaryota; Viridiplantae; Streptophyta; Magnoliopsida; Malpighiales; Linaceae
Source: the annotation of a GenBank genome assembly
UGCCAAAUUGUCAGGCCAAGGUCAGGCCACGAGGGAAGAGUACAAUUCAGCGGCGCAUCAGGCAUCAGCCAGCCACACCGAGUCGAUAUCACGGUUGCCGUGAAUCCCAUAAAUACGAAAUCCCCUUCUGACCUACCCUUCUUUGAGCAAAAUUGAAAUUCCCUUCUUUCCGCUUCCCCAAUCUUUCCCCACUGAUUCAAUCCUCGACCAGAAACAAUGAGCUGGUGGUGGGCUGGCGCCAUUGGAGCCGCUAAGAAGAAGCUCGAUGAAGAAGAGCCGCAGCGAAACUACCAGAGCGUGGCCCUAGUAGUGGGCGUCACCGGAAUCGUGGGCAACAGCUUAGCCGAGAUCCUCCCGCUCGCCGACACUCCCGGCGGCCCAUGGAAGGUCUACGGCGUAGCUCGCCGCCCUCGCCCCAAUUGGAACUCCGACCACCCCAUCGAAUACGUCCAGUGCGACAUCUCCAACGCCGCCGACGCCGAAUCUAAGCUCUCCGCCCUCGCCGAUGUCACUCACAUCUUCUACGUCACGUGGGCAAGCUGCCCCACCGAGGCCGAGAACUGCGAGAUCAAUGGCAGAAUGUUCAGGAACCUCCUCGCCGCCGUAGUCCCGAACGCCCCGAAUCUCCAGCAUAUUUGCCUUCAGACUGGCACAAAACACUACGUCGGACCCUUUGACUCCUUUGGCAAAAUCCAACCCCACGAUCCUCCCUUCACAGAAGAUCUCCCGAGGUUGAACUCCCCCAAUUUCUACUACACAUUGGAAGAUAUCCUCUAUGAAGAAGCCGGUAAAAGGGAAGGGUUAUCAUGGUCCGUACACCGGCCAGAUCAAAUUUGGGGGUUUUCUCCCUACAGCAUGAUGAACAUGAUUGGGACACUCUGCGUCUACGCUGCCAUAUGUAAGCACGAGGGUUUGCCUCUGAUUUUUCCCGGGACGAAAGCUGCCUGGAACUGUUACGCAAACUCGUCGGACGCUGACCUGAUCGCCGAGCAUCAUAUAUGGGCGGCGGUGGAUCCUUAUGCGAAGAACGAGGCGUUUAAUACAAUGAACGGGGAUGUAUUCAAGUGGAAGCAUUUGUGGAAGGUGUUGGCAGAGCAGUUUGGGAUAGAGAAUUAUGGGUUUGAAGAGGAUGCAGAGAAGAGAGUGAGCUUGGUGGAAAUGAUGAAGGACAAGGGACCGGUUUGGGAAGAGAUAGUGAAGCAGAAUCAGCUCGAGCCGACGAGGUUGGAGGAAGUUGCGACUUGGUGGUUUGUGGAUUUGUUGUUUGGUGGGGAGGCUGUUCUUUCGAGCAUGAACAAGAGCAAGGAGCAUGGGUUCUUGGGGUUCCGGAAUUCAAAGAGCUCGUUCAUUUCCUGGAUUGAUAGGGUGAAGGGUUUCAAGAUUGUGCCCUGAACCAAAUUGCAGCUGCUUGUGAUGGUUUUGCGUGAGUUUGGAAUGUAGUAUUGUUUGUUGUUGUAUUCUGUUUGAUAACUGUGAAAGCUUGGAGAUUUUCUUUUCUGUUUCCUUCUCUUGAUCCCUGGUUUCUAAAUAAGUCAGUUCUGUUGUAAAAACAUUUCAUCUAUUUGUUUAUUUGAUGUUGGGGAUUGAUUGAUAAUAGUGAUUCACAAACAAUGUGGCUUCCAAUUCAUUGAG